Messenger RNA from Haemonchus placei, 333 nucleotides. Lineage: Eukaryota; Metazoa; Nematoda; Chromadorea; Rhabditida; Trichostrongylidae. The record is from the annotation of a GenBank genome assembly.
AUGGGAGAGCGUGAGGUCGAUUUACCUCAACUAUUCAACGACGUCUCGCGCACCAUCAGCGGCAUAUCGAACAUUAUGGGAGCCGUUCCGAGUAAAGAUCCGUCUAACCCUUCAGCACAACACGGCGACAAAUCCUCAGUGGUCAGUAAUCUGUUCGGAAACACGUGCUUCAAAACAUGCGGGAUGGAAGAUAUACAGUAUGCUGCAAGGUCAGCAGGCGACAUGCUAAUUUCAUUGCGGAUCUGCGUUGUGGCUACAACAGUAGUCCUUCUGCUAUGUAUGAUUACUCUUACUGGUGCGGUUCUAUUUGUAAUUUGGAGGAAGGUUGGUUAG